Molecule: messenger RNA, 1368 nt
Organism: Rhodotorula graminis WP1
Lineage: Eukaryota; Fungi; Basidiomycota; Microbotryomycetes; Sporidiobolales; Sporidiobolaceae
Exons: 8
Coding region: 1-1368 (455 amino acids)
Source: RefSeq, a predicted model, not a curated record
AUGGCAGACGAGGUGGGAGUGCACCGGCUCACGAACCGCGACCGCAACAAGCCCCGAGCCGACAAGGCGCUGUUGAUGCGCGCAGGCGUCUUGAUGGAGCGGCGCACCGAUCGGGAGCGUGACGCUUUCGUCGCCCGUCUGGAACGCGCCGAGCAGGAGCUGGAGAAGGCGCGGCAAGACGGGGCCGUCGCGGCCGCCAUGGCGUUCACGACCGGUGGACCCGCCGUCAAGGUCCUUCAGCGCGAGGUGGGAGUACUGCGGGCCAAGCUCGCCGAGGUCGAGCUCGCGCCGCCGACCGCCUCCGCCUGCAACACUCACCACUGCCCGUCCUCGUCCGAUUCGUCCGCCCUCGGCACCCCGACCCGCAUCGCCGAGCUCGAGGACGAGAACCGCCGCCUGUCGCUCAGGAUCAAGGAGAUCGAGCUCAAGACUCGGGAGACGAGCGCGUCGAGCUCGAGGGCCCGCAACGGCGAUGCCGGGGCGGCGUGCAGGCCGUGCGAGGAGCUGAGCGACGCGGUCGAGCGGCUCAAGGGCAGGCUCGACGUGCUCACUCAGGACAACGUCAAGCUCUCGUCGGACCUCAAGCUCGCCCGCGCCAAACUUAACGAGGGCCCCGACGAGAACGUCAAGACUCGCACGCUCGAGAACCAGCUCGACGACGUCAAGACGAAGCUCGCCGCAGCUGUCGCCGUUCGCCAAGCCGAGGCCCAGCAGCAGAAGAGCCGUGUCGUCCAGCUCGAGGACGCCCUGAGCCGCAAGGAAAAAGAGCGCCUCGAGGGCGUGCGCGAGUGGCAGGUCAAGUACUCGACGGCGCUGCGCACGAGCUCGAAGCAGGACGAGUCGACCAGGAUCAAGGCGAGUCGCUACGACGCCCUCCUCACGAGCGUCCGCCUGUCCGAGGACGAGGUGUCGCAGCUCCUCGACGACCCCGACACGCCGCCGAUCCGCCAGCACUUGCCCGACCUGUCGCUCCUCGACCUCCUGUGGCUCCUCACCGACCAGCACGACGAGCACGCCGCCGCAAUUAAGGUGCUCGAGGACAAGCUCGAGCGGUGCGAGGCCGAGCGCGCGAGGACGCACAAGCAGGCGGCGGCGCAGGUUAAGGAGGAGAGGGAGCGGCUGCAGGGGACGAUCGACGAGCUGCAGGGGCGACUUGACUCUGAGGAGAGUCGCCAAAACGGAUCGGCCGCAGCUCGCGACGUCUCGGUUCCUCGUCCUCCUCUCAGCACGACCGCUGCCUCCAGCACGCCCUCGCCCGUCGUCAUGGACCGCCUGACCAGCACGAUCGCGAGCCUCAGCGACGAGGUGUCGCAGCUUCGCGACGAGAACAUGACCCUCCUCCUCAAGCUCGCCGGCGCCGACGACUGA